AUGCAUAUACUCUCAGAACCAAACGUGUCGCGUAUCUUUCGCAGCUUGACCCAAAAGCAAUGCCGCGACUUCAUCAAUGUACUAAGCUCCGCACUAGUGGGGUACAGCGCUGAAUGCAAGCCAACGGUCCUAGCAUCAGAGAAACUGAUUCACCAGCCAUUGCGAACUGUUUUUGCAACCAAAGCGAAUAAUUCAUGCAUUUUCAUGCCAGUCUCGGAUACAGCCACUACCGCUGUGAAAGUUGUCACGGUCGGAAACAGCGGCAUUCAAGGCACAAUCAAUAUAUUCUCACCAGAUGGUCGACUACAGGGUCUCCUCGCUGCGGCAGAGGUAACAGCGUUCCGGACAGCCCUUUCAUCAAUGACACUCUUUGUACGAUGCAACUCGCUCCGGAAGGAGAAUAUUCUCGUGCUAGGAUCAGGUCGUCAAGCUGAAUGGCAUGCUCGACUUGCACUGCUGCUUUACCCAGAGUUGAUCCGGCGGAUCACUUUCAUUAAUCGGGGUCGCCAACGGCUUGACGAUAUGGAGCGCGAUGUGCUGGGUGAGCUACGAGACCGUUAUCCAGAUGUUUCUAUCAGCACCUUUGCGAAGGAGGGUGCGACAGACUAUGACGAGAGGCUUCUUCGUGAGCUACAGGCUUCUGAUGCAAUCUUCAGUUGUACGCCUUCAACAGAGCCAAACUUUAGUUUUGAUGCGCUACAAUCUGCUCCAAAGCAGCGUUUUAUUUCGCUUAUUGGCUCGUACAAGCCGCAUAUGCAUGAGAUAGAUACAGAGACGCUGCUUUCUGGUGGAGGUAAAGUCUAUGUCGACUCCAAAUCGGCGUGUUUGGAGGAGUCCGGGGAAUUGAUUACGGCUCAGGUGACGGAAGACCAAUUGGUGGAGAUGGGGGAGAUGCUGAGUGAAAAGGGGCCUUCAGAAGACAUUAAGAUUCCAGAUGGCUCCAAUGUUGUAUAUAAGUGUGUGGGAAUGGGUUUGAUGGAUCUCGUGGUUGGAAAGAAGUUGCUCCAAGUUGGAAAUGAGCAGGGGCUGGGAACACACGUUGAUGGAUUUUAA
Molecule: messenger RNA, 1053 nt
Organism: Penicillium verhagenii
Lineage: Eukaryota; Fungi; Ascomycota; Eurotiomycetes; Eurotiales; Aspergillaceae
Product: putative proline utilization protein PrnX
Exons: 1
Coding region: 1-1053 (350 amino acids)
Cellular component (GO): cytoplasm
Source: RefSeq, a predicted model, not a curated record